Molecule: messenger RNA, 1183 nt
Organism: Blepharisma stoltei
Lineage: Eukaryota; Ciliophora; Heterotrichea; Heterotrichida; Blepharismidae
Source: the annotation of a GenBank genome assembly
AUGGAGAGCCUAAAACUCCUUCUCAUUUUCAUCAUUUCAGCUUACGCAGUCGAAGAAAUUGAAAAAAAUUACUGUUGGUCUUAUCAAUGCAAGACAAAUACCACGACUUUUAACUCAUCAACCUGUAUCUACCCUAACACUUUAUAUUCAACCUACGUCCUGAAUGCCUGCACAUCAUCUUCUACUCCUUAUUGCCCACCUAUUUAUGGAACUUACCAAAACUCUUCAUGCACAACUAUUCCAGAUACAACAGCAGUGACUAAUUUAUAUCCAGGGGAAACUUGUUCAGCGAACAGCAUGUGUGCUUCAAAUAAUUGCACGAAGGCUCAUUGUGUGGGGGUUAGCUUGAAUGGAACUUGCACCAAGCAUGAUUAUUGUGGCCCUGGAUUGAGGUGUGCAUCAGGAACUUGCAAAGCUUUAUUAAAUAUAAAUGAAGUGGGCUGUACUACGGAUUAUGAUUGUGUGCCUAAAGCAGGAUGCAAUAUUACAAGUACUGGAGGGGUUUGUGUAGAAUAUUCUGAAUAAAGAUAAAUAUGUCCUUGUUGUCAUUGUUGGAUCUUUAUUUUUUACAUAAUAAAAGGUAAUGAUUUUCAAUUCACUUAAAAUUUUUACAAGAAAAGAAUAUUUUUCUUUACCACUUAGCAGUGUGAUUUCCAAUUGCACCAAAACUAAACAAGGCGGCUAUUCUAAUUUGUGUAAAUCUGGAGUUUGCUUAUACACUUCAUUAUUUUCAACCAAGGGAACUUGUUCUAAUGCACCUACAUCAGUAGCAACAACCCCACAGCAAUGUACGAGUGACAGCCAAUGCAUGGGGAAGACAGAAACAAAUACUUAUUUCACGAGCUGCCAAUGUGGGAUGAACCCAUCAGGAUUAUCAUAUUGUCAGCCAUUCUAUGGAGAUUCGCCUUAUUUGAAUUAUAUUUCUUCAUAUAGGACUUUUAUGUGGAGUGAGGCUCUUGAUAAGUGUAAUACAGUGAGAAGGUUUGAUGAUAAUUGCUGGAAAAUGACUGUAGGGCAGAAUUAUACGAAUUUAUACGUGUCUAAAUAUCAAAUAGAAAAUUAUCCUCAAUUGCAAAAUAAUGAUGCUUGUACUAAAACGAUUUAUUUUUCGAAUUAUUACUCCAAAACUUACUCCGGGGCAGCUUCACUUAUUAUUUCUCUUUACCUGUUGAUGCUAAGCUAA